UGUUGCCGGUGAUACAGUACAGACAGACAGACAGACAAACAGACUGACAGAUACAAGUCAUUCUCUUCCUGCUGCUUCAAUGCACAGCGGCGACACCAGUGUAUUUUAAACAACCAGUGCAGGCGACAGAGUAAGGGAGUUGCCUACUUGCAGAGGUCAGGCAGGCAGGCAGGCAGAGGGGAAGCCAGUGGAUGUUUUUAAGAGUUUGCUUAUCUGACACUGACAACAGGAUGAGAAGCUAGGGAGCAGACAGGGGAGGAAAACAUGGAGAGAGCAGCAUUACCUACAGCACAUUUACAUAGUAGACAUAGACAGAGACAGACACUGGUUACCUUGAGACAGGUGAAAAAAGAGGAGAGGUAAAUAGUCCACUUUGUCAAUUCUGUCCAAAGGAGCGGGAGCGAGAGCCGAGGGAUCGUAACACUGGAGCUCAAGGAUAAACCAUGGACUCUGCAUACAUCCCACCACACCUGGACGUCCACCAUGUUCCCUGCUAACCUCCUGCUCCUCAUGGUCCUGCUGCUACCUCAAGCCUCGUCUGGUCGCCAGGGUGGAGACACCAGCAAGAUCGACCAUGGCAGGGUGUCCCCUGUGCCUUCCACCGUGCCGCCCCCUCCAGCAGGCUCCCUCCUCUUGGAGCCCAGUCUGGCUCAGACCAUUCAGAAUCUCCUCCUGAGCCGGCUGGGCCUCGAGUCACAGCCCGACCCUCGGCCUGGCGUGCUGGUGCCCGGGUACCUCCUGGAUCUUUACCGAUUCCACCAGCAGCAGUACCAUCUAGUGGAGGACCCGUCGUUCAGCUUCCCCAGCCAGCACAUCCAGCAGGCUAACACCGUACGCAGCUUUCACCACAAUGAGCCCCUUGGAGACAGUCCCAUAGCAGAGGAUCGUAAGAAGGUGCACAUCUCCUUCAAUGUUUCAUCCAUCCCUCAGGAUGAGAGGGUGCUCUCCGCUGAGCUUCGGCUGCUCCGCAGUAGCAGAGCCUCUGUGGGUCCUGGGGCCCACAGAUUAAAUCUAUACCUCACUGAGCACCAUGAGGACCCUAAGCCCACCCUGCUGGAGACAAGGUUACUCACCACUGGGCUCCACAGUCAUAAAGCAAGUGGUUUCUGGGAGGCUUUUAGUCUAAGUGCAGAGCUCCUCCAUAAGGCCCUUGCUGGGACUGGCAGUUUGGGCUUCUUCCUUGAGGUCAGACCUGAGAACAUCACCACCUCGCUCCCUGACGAGAGCUUCUCCUCUGCUGCAGCAGAGGAGGAGGCAGAAAAACACAAACACGGACACUUAAGGGUAUGCAGGUCCGUGGGUCAGGACGAGCACAGCUGGGCCAAGGAAAGACCCCUUUUGGUGACUUAUAGUCAUGACGGGCGUGGAGAGCCCUUAGUCAAACAUGGCAGGAGGACCCCCAGUGGAAGCCAGAGGAGAGGGACAAAAGGGACAAAAGACAGGGCCAGGAGCAGCAGCAAAGGCCGCAAUAGAGACCAAGCCUCGGGGAGGGCCAAAAAAACGGGGUAUACCGUGCCAGGCUGGGGCAGUGAUAAAGGAGGGGUCAGUUGGAGUGACCGUGGAAGGGUGAAAAGAAAUGGUGGUCGUGCAGCGAAACUGAAACGCCUUUCCCGUAACAGAUGUCGCCGUCAUCCUCUGUAUGUAGAUUUCAACGAUGUGGGCUGGCACAAGUGGAUCAUUGCACCCAGCGGCUAUGACGCCUUCUUCUGCCUGGGAGAGUGUCGCUUUCCUCUGGCCGACCACAUGAACUCCUCCAGCCACGCUAUGGUGCAAACUCUGGUGAACUCUGUGAAUGGAGCAGUGCCCCGGGCCUGCUGCGUCCCCACCUCCCUUAGCCCCAUCGCCCUGCUCUACCUGGACCCUCAAGACCGAGUGGUGCUGAAGAAUUACCAAGACAUGGUGGUGGAGGGCUGCGGCUGCCGAUAGUGGGCUGGAGAACUCGCCCAGAGAAAGCAAGACGUGGAUGGUGGAACAGCGAGGGAAUAGGAGAAAGACAGAAGCAUGAAAAGACAGAUGGUGGGAAGAAGAGACUGCAGACUGUUUGCAGUUUGCUAACUGCAAACAGACCUAGAGACUGAUAGAGACAAAUGUGUGUGACAGUGUAAGAAGUAUGAGUGGAGAGGAAGGAGAUAAGGGAAUGGAUAUAGCUACUAAUUCUUAAUUAUUAGGAGCAAGAAAAAGGGUCAGACAUAGAAAGAGAAAGAAAAAGAGUGAGAGAAACAGACAUCAUCUGCCACACAGGAGAAUAAAUGGUUGUACAAGGCAGAGGAAGCAGAAAUAUGAUCAACACAGAUAAACUGCCAGGAAUUACUUUUCACUUUUUCCCAUUUAGCGAUGAUGCAGCUGUUUACACCAUCAACCGACAGGCUACUUGUUCUCUCACGAAAAGCCAGCGCUUUAACAUCAGAUGGCGUCUAUUCUAUAUCCCAGUGUUUGCCACUCAUCUCACGCUCACACGACUGUCUGACUAGCACAUGCACAUGUGUUUAGCAGCCUAAAUGGUGGGAAGUCAUGUAGACACCAUUUAAGCUCUGGAGCAAAAUCCUGUAACUUCCUGAUGGACUUCCUGAUGAUCAACAGCAUUAGCAAUAUGACGAUGGCACUAGCACGACAUCUAAACUUUGUGUGACAGUGUUGUUUCUGCAGUAUUUCAACCAAGAAGUAGGGUGCAUCUGUUUUUAUGAACGUUAUUAUAAUGACAGAUGCUGCCCUUGCAAGCACCCUUACAUCACAAGCUAUUUAAAACCACAACAAUAAUGCUGAGGAACUAUUAUGCUAUUGUUUGAAUGUACUACUAUCAAUAUUAUUUAAAAAGACUUUUCUUUGUACAUUUCUUUUGCAGACGUGAAGAAAAUCCAAGUGAUGGUUGUCUUGUGAUAUUACAUAAUGCCACUGAAUGGCGAUUCUAACUUAAAAGACACGUUAUGUAUUUAAAUAUCUGCAAUAUGGUGUAUUUAAUCUUGAAAAUAUUUAAGAUACCCGCACUCAACAGAGCAUACAGCAAACUGAAAACCUGCCGUCCACAUGAAGUAAGUCAUGGUAGCUUUACAUCUGUACAAAUGUUUAAUGUAUUGAAGUAAGUGUUACGUCAACUUUCCAACCUUAUCAUUGCACACAUUUUGGUGUCCCACACAUGAUAGCAGACAUAAGUGGUGUUGCCUUUAAAAGCUCAACUAACAAGUCAAUUGAAAGCUCUGUGUAUUGUAGCUACUGAAGUGUGUAACAACAGGUGUCUUUGCUAGUUGUGUCUGCAUGUGUCAAGAAAAUAAAGGAGGACUGACAUUAAAACUGGGACAUUAGUGCCUUUCAAACAGGGGCUUUAAAGUGUUCUCUGCUGAGCUUAGUAAUUGUUUUUCAGUGUUGCAUUUUUCCCUCUAAAUGGAAACAUUUAAGCAACAGCUUGUAAAAUGUUUGACAAUAUACCUCUAAUAAACAAU
This is a messenger RNA of Cottoperca gobio, 3437 nucleotides long. It is a transcript of the gene bmp16, whose product is annotated as bone morphogenetic protein 16. The coding region runs from base 484 to 1926 and encodes 480 amino acids. Gene Ontology annotation, cellular component: extracellular region. Lineage: Eukaryota; Metazoa; Chordata; Actinopteri; Perciformes; Bovichtidae. The transcript is spliced from 3 exons. The record is from RefSeq and is a predicted model, not a curated record. Gene Ontology annotation, molecular function: cytokine activity; growth factor activity.